Molecule: messenger RNA, 8672 nt
Organism: Phascolarctos cinereus (koala)
Lineage: Eukaryota; Metazoa; Chordata; Mammalia; Diprotodontia; Phascolarctidae
Gene: RFX3
Product: regulatory factor X3
Biological process (GO): regulation of transcription by RNA polymerase II
Cellular component (GO): nucleus
Molecular function (GO): DNA-binding transcription factor activity, RNA polymerase II-specific; RNA polymerase II cis-regulatory region sequence-specific DNA binding
Source: RefSeq, a predicted model, not a curated record
CAACCGUUGCCUUGUGAAUCAAGCGCCAUAGUCACCGUAGUCCUGGCGACUGUUACCCAUCAACAACAACUACUCCUCUCCUCCUCCUCCUCCUCCUCUUCCUCCUCCUCCUCCCCACCACCACCAUCUCCAUCACCCACCAACAACACCACAAUAAUCCACAGCCAAGAAACCAUCAUGCAGACAUCAGAGACUGGGUCGGACACAGGUUCGACAGUGACUUUACAGACAUCUGUGGCUGGCCAAGCAGCAGUGCCCACCCAAGUAGUACAGCAAGUACCCGUACAGCAACAGGUACAGCAAGUACAGACUGUACAGCAGGUGCAGCAUGUCUACCCAGCUCAGGUGCAGUAUGUGGAGGGAAGUGAUACAGUCUACACAAAUGGAGCAAUCCGAACAACAGCUUAUCCUUACACAGAAACCCAGAUGUACAGCCAAAACACUGGAGGGAAUUACUUUGAUACCCAAGGAAGUUCUGCACAGGUGACUACAGUGGUCUCAUCUCAUAGUAUGGUGGGCACUGGAGGGAUUCAGAUGGGUGUUACAGGAGGACAACUCAUUAGCAGCUCUGGAGGAACCUAUCUGAUUGGCAAUUCAAUGGAAAAUUCUGGCCAUUCUGUGACGCACACAACCCGGGCCUCCCCAGCGACGAUUGAAAUGGCGAUUGAGACGCUGCAAAAGUCUGACGGUCUGUCCACUCACAGAAGCUCUCUUCUCAACAGCCAUCUCCAGUGGCUGUUGGACAAUUAUGAAACAGCAGAAGGUGUGAGCCUCCCUAGAAGUACCCUUUACAACCAUUACCUACGACACUGUCAGGAACACAAACUGGACCCAGUCAAUGCUGCCUCCUUUGGAAAACUCAUAAGGUCAAUUUUCAUGGGGCUACGAACCAGGAGAUUGGGAACUAGAGGGAACUCCAAGUACCAUUACUAUGGGAUUCGUGUCAAGCCAGACUCCCCUCUUAAUCGACUACAAGAGGACAUGCAAUAUAUGGCUAUGAGACAACAACCCAUGCAGCAGAAACAAAGGUACAAGCCUAUGCAGAAAGUGGAUGGGGUUGCAGAUGGUUUCACAGGAAGUGGUCAACAGACAGGCACAUCUGUUGAGCAAACUGUAAUUGCCCAAAGUCAGCAUCAUCAACAGUUUUUAGAUGCAUCGAGAGCACUUCCAGAGUUUGGAGAAGUUGAAAUAUCUUCUCUACCAGAUGGUACUACCUUUGAGGAUAUCAAAUCACUGCAGAGUCUUUAUCGAGAGCACUGUGAGGCAAUAUUGGAUGUUGUUGUGAAUCUUCAGUUUAGCCUGAUAGAAAAAUUGUGGCAAACUUUCUGGCGUUAUUCUCCCUCCACUCCAGCUGAUGGCACUACAAUUACUGAAUCCAGCAAUCUGAGUGAAAUAGAAAGCCGACUUCCGAAAGCAAAGCUGAUAACUCUGUGCAAAAAUGAGUCUAUUCUGAAAUGGAUGUGUAACUGUGACCAUGGGAUGUACCAGGCUUUGGUGGAGAUUCUCAUUCCCGACGUCCUUAGACCUAUUCCUAGUGCCUUGACCCAAGCCAUUCGCAAUUUUGCAAAAAGCCUUGAAGGUUGGCUUUCCAAUGCCAUGAACAAUAUUCCACAGAGAAUGAUACAAACCAAGGUUGCCGCUGUAAGUGCCUUUGCCCAGACUCUGCGAAGAUACACAUCGCUUAAUCACCUGGCUCAGGCAGCUCGCGCCGUACUCCAGAACACUUCUCAAAUCAACCAGAUGCUCAAUGACCUCAACCGUGUGGAUUUUGCCAAUGUCCAGGAGCAGGCUUCCUGGGUGUGCCAGUGUGAUGACAACAUGGUUCAGAGACUAGAAACAGACUUCAAGAUGACUCUUCAGCAGCAGAGCACCUUGGAGCAGUGGGCUGCCUGGCUUGAUAACGUCAUGAUGCAAGCGCUAAAACCCUAUGAAGGGAGGCCCAGUUUUCCUAAAGCUGCACGGCAAUUUCUGCUAAAAUGGUCUUUCUACAGUUCAAUGGUCAUUCGGGACCUCACCUUGCGCAGUGCUGCUAGCUUUGGCUCUUUCCACCUGAUCCGUCUGCUCUAUGAUGAAUAUAUGUUUUACUUAGUAGAACAUCGUGUUGCUCAGGCAACAGGAGAGACACCUAUAGCAGUCAUGGGCGAGUUUGGUGAUUUAAAUGCUGUGUCCCCUGGAAAUAUGGAUAAAGAUGAAGGCAGUGAAGUUGAAAGUGAAAUAGAUGAAGAACUGGAUGAUUCUGCAGAGCCUCAAGCCAAAAGGGAAAAAACAGAGCUGAACCAGGCAUUUCAGGUGGGCUGCCUACAGCCAGUCCUCGAGAGUGGAGUACAACAGAACCUUCUGAAUCCCAUUCACAAUGAGCACAUUGUCACAAGUACUCAGACUAUCAGACAGUGCAGCGCCACUGGAAACACCUAUACUGCAGUCUAACAAAUAUUAAAAGCUUAUUUUUCCAGAUUAUAUUUAACCCUGGUGAUGUUGGGCUUAAGUUGACAAAGGAAUAAGCCUGAAGGUCGACUGUUGUCAAAUUCUAUCUGUGCUGAACAUUACCUUUUGUCGGAGUUGUGAAAUGGAAUGGGUGUAUGUAUUUUUGCCAGGUCUGUUUAAUUUUUUUUUGUAAACAAAUCAUUUGCCUCUCAAUAUGAAGAUUUUUCUUAGUUUUGGGUGUCAAGAAGGAGUUUUGCAAAGCUUAAUGUCAAUGUUUUUGUCCUUUAUAAUUAAAAAGUAAUUUACUUUUUUUCAUAGUUUAAAAAUAUGUUAAUGUUAAUUGUUAGUCAUGGUGUAUGAUUUCACAUGUAAGUUUUUUAAUUAGGUGCACUUCUGUGAAAUAUCAAAAGAAACGAAUUCCUUUGAUUUACACUGGAGGCAUAUAUUCAUUUGACAGCAGAUGCAUCAAAUUUGCUUCUGAAAGGUGCUUUUCAUUGGACAGAACCAUAAGACACUAUUCUGAUAAUAUUUUCUGAGUGUGGAGGGAGAAUACAGAGCAUUUUUAUCAUAAUGCUAGAGGGUUGGGAAGGUCACCUAUUUUUCUCUGAGGAAAAAAAAUUGAGCUGUGCAUUUAUCGGCAUAGAAUAAAGGACAAUUGCCAGAGAUCAUGUUAAUGUGUACGUAAUAUGUAUGCAUAAUUAUCAAACCACGUUAACAAUGCAAGCUUCCGUUAAACAUCGAGUUUUAGAUAUUAUUUGAGUACCAAUCCCUCUGUUUGAAUACUACUGAGUCUGUAUUUGGGACCACUACACACAGAUGUUUUCUGCUGUUAAGUGGAGAUGUUGUAGUUAGAUACUGAAAAACUGAAAAAAGUAAUGACUUUUUUUAUUAUUAUUAUUAUUUUAAAUGUACAUGCUACUUAUGCUUAGCUGGACAUACAGGAAACCAUUCCGUCUGGAUGACUUUCUUCUAUUCCAGGUCUUUUUUUUUUCCUAAUAGUAGUUCAAUGUGCUGCUAUUCUAAAAGAUAAUUUAUAGAAUGCAAGGAAUGUAGCAACCUGCGUCAUUAUGUCCUUCAAAAAAAAAAGAUAUUUCCUGGUUCCUAAAGUAAGUGGAUUUAAAUUUUAAGAAGAAAACUAAGGCAGUGUAACUGGCACACCUCACUUUUACUUAUUCCCGACUCGGUAGGAUUGGAGUAGGUGGCUAGAUGGACCAUUGCCAUUUAAGAAUGUACAUCAGGGAUCAUUGUACCUCGGCUAUUACAUGGUGCCUUAAAAACAGAACUGAAGCUAAGGUUUAGUACUUUUUGUUAAUAUGAGUAACUCUGAAAUCCAUUUAAUAAGGUGUGCCUGUCAUUUUCCAAUUCCCCGAAGUAAGGGCAGGUUACAUAUUCUUCAAAGGAAAUUUAGGGUGGGGAGGGGGUUGGAGAAAGGGAGGUUUGAAUACCUCUCUCCAAGUGAUGGUAAACCUAGUUUUUCUUGUUUAGAACUGAAUUUCACUUUCUUACAAAUCAGAUUUGCUUAGGGUUGUGAGGUAGCAGGCUAGUUUUAAUACCAAUUUGUGUCAUUCGAAGUAGGGUUCCCAUACCUCCAAGCAACAUGACAUUUUCUAAGCCCUCCUUGUCUCAUUUUAAUUUUAGAAAGUAAACAAAAUGAGCAGGUACUUAUCGCAGUGCAUCUUUUUCAGUGUAUGUGUGUGUCUAUGUGUAUGCUUGUGCUUGUGCACACACAUGCAGGCGCUCAUGUGUGAGCACAAAGGGGUAUCCAUCUGCCGCCAGAUUGGAAGGUGAGCCUAUCCCCAUUAUUAUCAAUGUGAAAUAGCGCCACUGUGUUAAAUGGUCCACCAUUUUUGUUUGUUUGUUUGUUUGUUUUAAACGUGGGCACACCCAUUUACUUAAGUAGUGAAAAAUGAAUAAGCAAAAAAACAAAAACAAAACAAGCCAAAAAUGAGGGAAAGCACAAGAAUUUGCAGAUUCCUAAUAAGGCCUAUAUACAAUUAGAUGGUUGAACUUACCCGGUUUGUCUAGGAGGGGUAGGGAGGAGCCAAUCUGUCAUGUUUACUAUACCAAAUGACUUAACUACACAAGCAAUGAAUGGUACAUUUAUUGCUUGAUUUUCUUAGGCGCAUCAGAAAACCAAUAUCAACUAAAUUUUCCUAAUUAAAUUUCUAACAUUAUAAAUGUAAAAAGUUUUAAAAUUGAUUCAUAUAUUAUGCUAUACAAAUCAGGCAUAUUUUUGGAGUCUUCAUUAGAACCGUGGCUUUUUUAAAAAAAUCCUAAUAGCAUUGAAAUGAUCAUUGUUUUAUACCCUUCUAAAUAUCAACAUGUUUGCACCCCUCACCAAAAAACUUAAGCUUCAAUAAACAUUUGUCCACUUCAUUGUGCAUUAUGAAAUGUUUACAAGUAAAAUGAAGUGAAAUUAAAAUUAAAAUGGCAAAAAAACCUUUUCAUUUUCAACAUCAACAAUUUUUGCUUUUGUUUGUGAGUUGUUUGCUUUCCUUUAGUACUGAUGUUCUGUACUACACCAAAUGUAGUUAUGACUUUCCUCCUAUGUGUUGACCAACUUUAAAUGCAUCGUUCUUUUGUCAUUGACCCUUUUCAUUUUAAUGGUGAAUUUGUUUGUACCAUUAGAGGCCUCUGGUUGCAACAUGCAAAUUUAGAUGGAGAUGAAAGGUGUAGGGUCUUUGGAACCCUCCACGAUUCACUUCUUCCCCUCAUUGUUCACUGUUCUCUAAAGAAAAACAUGGUAGAGCCUAGCAAAAUGAAGUCAUUUUCCAACUUAAUCCAAUUAAUUGCUUUCUGAUCCACAAUGUGAACAAGAUUAAAAAGUUGAGUGCCAGAAAUCUUUAAUAACAAAGAAUGUGUACACACAUGCACCAGCAUUUCCCUUUGUGCCCUCCUCAAUGGUCUGGAUUUCACAAUGGGCUAUUAAUUCCUUACAUAGAACCCCCCCCCCCGGUCCAGUUUGACUUAGGGUAUUCAUUUGAAAGCCAAAUUAUAAUAGUUCACAUGUCCAAAGAAAUUGGAGCAAUUGCAUAUUCAUUGCAUUGUUUGAAAGUCGUACUUACUCCAGUUUUUAUCAUUUGUUGCUACUGGUAUUUUUCUAAACAACUUUGGACACUAGAUCUCUGUCAACAGAGUCAUAUAUUUGUACAUGGAGUAUGGAUUUAAAGAAAGGACUUCUUUCCAUUUGACCUGGGGUUACAAUCCAGUACUAAUAAUCUAUAAUUUAUAGGUUUAUAAGAUUCUUAUAAUUUUAUAAUCUAUAAUGAAUAUUACAUGUUAUAAUCCAAAAUAACCUUAUGAGCUAUGUGAAUAUAGUUAUAAUGGGGAAACUUCCUACUUUUUCAGAGAGCAACAUAUAGGUAGAAUCCACUAAUUUGGGGGAUUAAUAAAAGGCAUUUCUUGCCCUCAAUAUUGAAUAUGAUGAAUUUUAUUUGAGUUUGAAAACUAUAUAUACCCCCAAACUUUAGGAUCCAAGAAAACAGUGAGCAAUGGGGGUGAGGGUUAAAUUGGCAAAUCAUUUCUCCCUGGAAUACACAGGGCUCAAUUUUCAAAAGUUUUCUGUGGAUACCAUGUGUCAUCAUCAAAACUCAAUCUGGAGUUGCUAUAUUGAUCUUAUCGCCCUUUCAAUCCGUUUUCCUUUCUCUACUUAUUCUUGUACUGUGCCGCACAGCUCGUGUCCCUCUUGCUAGAUUCUGAACUUUAAGAAAAUGGUUUUAAUGCGGCGUGUGUAAAGUGAGUCAUGUGCAGCAUGCCCGCCUUAGAUUCAUAAAUGAGGGAAAACAAACAUGUUCUCGUCUAGUGCUGGAAGCGUCCUUCAGGAAUGUAUAUGGUCUGUAGAUGGUAACCAUGAUUGCUUUUCCCCGAGCCUAGUCCCCACAAAGGGUGAUUAAGGUACUUUUCCUUUCUUUUCAGAUGAUGUAUUUAAAGUAUCUGAAAUGCUAUGCUCUUGAUGAUUUGAGUGAAAAAAAAAUGUGUGUCAGUCACUGUGACAUUUGGUCCUCACCAUGUGGACACAAGUGAAAGGGGUCGGCAGCUCUCUUUCAUGAGCAGUUUGAAGAAGUGGUUAUAACAAUCAAGUUGACCUCUGUGAUAUCAAACCCUCCCCCUUAAAAAUGAUAUUAAAAUAAUCCUCAAAUUAUUUUAAUGUUCUGGUGAUUACCAAUUGUAAAAUUUAGACAAAAUCAAUUCCAGAAAGUGAAAAAAAAUAAUUUGGCAUAUGCAGUCAUCUUCUCUGAAAAUUGGGCCUUGUCUCUACAGAAUAGGACAACCUCUGUGUAUACAGUUAGAACAAGUCAAUGAGUGGGAUCUGAGUGUUUCUGCUAGUUUGGUGAUUUGAAGAAAACUGGGAUAGGAGCAUAACUCAGUGCUUAGUUCUAGUGUUAGAAAAAAUCCAUUUGAUGUAAUUAAUACCUUGUAUUAACCCUUUGAGCAUUGUAAGAUAUACAAUGGGGACUAAAGCCUUUCGGAUCAUUUAUUUAGACUAGUCUGGUAAAAAGACUCUAUUAUAUCCAAAUGUCUAAUUAUACUGUUUUUUAAAAGAGAGAGAGAAAAAAAAGUGUUUCCAGACUAAAUACUUGCAUUUUCUAUACAUUUUAUAAUUUUCUGGAAGAGGGCUCAAGAUACUUAUUCCAAAAUAGUCACUGCCAUCCAAGUUAUGUGUACUGUUUACAACAAACUAGAACUUUCACUUUUUCAUACCAUGUAAAUAUCUAGGAAAGGGGGACAAAUCUGUGGGCUUGUACACCUAUGUCAUAGCUGAAAACCACACAUGGAAGGUACUUAGAUUGCCUUGAAAAGGUAGGUUACAAAAAAAAAAGGUGAAUUUGAAUUUUUGGACUUAUUUUUUAAAGUUUAAUUUACUUAGCACUGCAAUGUACAAGUCUUUGCGAAGCCUUAGGAAUGAAAGAGGAGUUUUAAUAAUUAAAGAAAAGAUAACUAUUGCCAGGCAGUUAGGCGGAUCACCGCUACAUCUUUCACAGAAUAACGUUUGGGAAUGCAUCCUUAAUGGACGUAAUUUUAUUCAUGCUAUGAUUCUUUUGUAGUUUGUCAUAAAGAUCAUAUGUAGAUAGAAUGGAGAGUAACGGUACUUGAUUUAGGCUCAUCUGUCAAGGGAUGCUAUGCUAUGUAUACUGCUUCUGACAUCUGCAGAUGUCAGUCUACUACACAGCAGCUGAUUCUGUUCAAGGAUACUCUUGGUGCACUUGGUCCCCUCUGUCCCCUGUUCUCAUCAGGCCCAAGAAUGGGGUUGCCUGCAGAGAUGCUGGCCUGGCAGGGUACAGAGAAAAACGUAUCCUAGUAACAUGUCCAGCAAAAUGACAUCACGAGUAUAGUGCAAGUAUGCUGGAUACAUUGGGGAUUUUUUUUAGGCAGUUUAGAAAGUCAAACCAUGCAAAUUAUUCACAUGUUAAAAUUAGUUUAAAACAAAUGCAAUACUCAAAGGGUUUUAAUUUUACUCUCUUUUUUUAAACAGAAAAAAUUCUUCAUAAUGAUUUACUGUAAAUGCUUCUCAGUUUGCAUGCCUUGAUCAUUGCUGCUAGUGAUUUUAUGUGCCAGUAGACCUGAGUUUAGUUUACCAAUUUUACUUAAAAUAGUAAAAGCCACUUACAAAGUGACUGCCUAGUUUUCAUUUGAAGUAAACUCUGAUAUGCCUUAUUUUCAAAAGGUGUUUUGUCUGUUCUUUUCUUUGGUUCUGGUUUUGAUUCUUUUCCCACGUUCCUUUAUUUUUUCAAACAAAUUAUGGUGUUGGGAUUGGAAGCCCUGAGUAAUGAAAUCUUUGGUAAGAAUUGUUUAUCUAGCUCACCAAUAAAUCUCUGUUAGAGGAAUUAUGAUUCUUGGGAGUAUAAAGCUCCCCACUGACUGUUGUUAACCAAGUAAAUUUUUUCCUGUGAGAAAUUAGUAUUUUCAAGUAGUUAUUGCCUUGUUUUAACUUGCUGGACACAAUUUUAAAUAACCCAAUAAAGAGGUAUAGAAUUUUAUUCCUUUAAAAAGCAUCUUUUGUACCAAAGCAAAUUUUUUUUCUCCACUCAUCUCCAUCAUCAAUUUGGACCUAUAGUAGCAACCAUCAUGAAUGGUUACAGAAACUUUAAGUGAGUGCCUUUAGAAAACAUGGAAAUUUGUGCCUGAGGUGGUAAACUUUUAAUUAGGUUAAUUGUAGUGCUUACCAAUCAGUAAUUCUACUAUCACUCAGGGCUUUCGUACCUUCUAGGUGACUUCUUUCAUUGUGUUUUUUUAAAAUGCUGUAUUUU